Molecule: messenger RNA, 1504 nt
Organism: Spodoptera exigua (beet armyworm)
Lineage: Eukaryota; Metazoa; Arthropoda; Insecta; Lepidoptera; Noctuidae
Source: the annotation of a GenBank genome assembly
CCUCAGGAGCGCUCAUCGAUCGCUCAAGUGACCAUUGAUACCAUAUAUAAUAAUUACCAUAUCACAGCUACCCUCGAACAUGGGCCACUUAACUUCCUUCCUGACAACGCUCUGGUUGACCACGGCGGCUGCACAGCUCGGCUUCAUCAAGGACUUCACCAAGGACGUGACUAAAGGAGCACAGAAUGAGGUGCAGGCCAUAGCGGAUCCCCUGGGCAAGACCAUCGCCUUCGUCGGGUCUAGCCAAUGUUCGAAUGUGAAGAAGUUGAUCGGAGUGACGUACGAAAACUACGUGGAGUCCGAACCAGAUCUCAGCAAGCUCACUCUAGUUUUUAUCACUAGAGCUAAAACAGUCACCUACAACUUAACCCUAGCUCCUGAAGAGAUCCCCCUGGAGCGCUGGUUCAACCCUGAGCUACCGUUCAGGAUCUUCCUGCACGGCUUCACAGACGACCCAUCCAAGUCCAGCUACAAGACCAUCAGCGAAGCCUUCCUUGAGCAGAGUGAUGUGAACAUCUUGGCUCUGGACGCCAGUUCCUUGAUCCACUGGUUCUACCUGCGGUCGACCGUCAUGGUGCGGUUCAUAGGAGAGAGGCUCGGCUCUAUUCUGGCUGCGUUAGUACCUGCUGGUCUGGACUCCUCAAAGAUCCACCUGAUAGGCCACAGUCUGGGCAGCCACAUCGCAGGGUUUACCGCCAAGACGUUUUACAACCAGACCGGGUACCGUGUUGCCAGAAUAUCGUCUCUCGACCCAGCUGGACCCUGCUUCUCCAAUCUGGAAAUAGCCCUGAGGCUGUCCAAGGAAGAUGCAGACUUUGUGGACGUCAUACAUACUGAUGCUGGAGUGUAUGGUCUUAAUGAGCAGAUUGGGCACGUGGAUUUCUAUCCGAACAGUGGUUCAGAGCAGCCGAACUGUCUGUUCCAAACGUGCAGUCACAGUCGAGCGUGGCUGCUGUACGCCGAGUCUGUGCUCAUACCGGAGUCCUUCAUUGGAGCGGAGUGCUCCAGCUGGAAGAAUUUCAUGAAAGGAAGCUGUGAUUUUAAUAAUACCAGCGUUAUGGGUUACUACUGCCCCACGGACUCCCGAGGGAAGUACUACCUCCAGACCAAGGAUGAGCCUCCCUACGGUCUCCGAGUAGCUGGCCUCACCUAUGUCAACAACGCCGGCAUCGUCAGGAACAUCAAAUACCUAGUCACCGGCAAAUAAUCUAGCUUUAAGAAACUUUUCAUGACUGAUUUUAUGCACUAGACAUCUUUUAAAUGAAUUUGCACUCUGUUUCAAGAGUUGUAUAGUUGUUAAUUGCAGAAAACAGGUCACAUUUUUGUAGGUAGAUGCGUUAUUUUUUAGGGAUUUGUGAUUUUAUUGACCAAAGUCAAAACUGCGUGACGCAUAAGUUAAGCGAUAUAGUUGAUUCGACCAGUUUUUAAGUUCAAUCAAAGUGAAAUUCAAUUUUAAUAUUGUGUUGAUAGUCCAUUCUAGUAUUCCAAUAUGUAUAUUAAUAUU